Messenger RNA from Ambispora leptoticha, 206 nucleotides. The record is from the annotation of a GenBank genome assembly. Lineage: Eukaryota; Fungi; Glomeromycota; Glomeromycetes; Archaeosporales; Ambisporaceae.
AUAAUAAUACAACAAAUAUAUUUAAUGAAGAAGAAGAAUUGGAAAUUAGUAAUAUUCUUAAUUUGGAUGAAUCAAUAUUUAUUGCAGAUUUGGGUGAAAUUAUUAAUGAUACUAUAGAAAAAGAUAAUAUUAAAAUAAAAGAGUUGAUAGUUUUUGAAUAUAGUAUAGAAGAGAAACUAGUAGAGGAUGCAAGUGAUAUUAUAUGA